Messenger RNA from Kockovaella imperatae, 2043 nucleotides. RefSeq lists its product as hypothetical. The record is from RefSeq and is a predicted model, not a curated record. Gene Ontology annotation, biological process: regulation of DNA-templated transcription. Gene Ontology annotation, cellular component: nucleus. The transcript is spliced from 10 exons. Lineage: Eukaryota; Fungi; Basidiomycota; Tremellomycetes; Tremellales; Cuniculitremaceae. The coding region runs from base 224 to 1951 and encodes 575 amino acids. Gene Ontology annotation, molecular function: DNA-binding transcription factor activity, RNA polymerase II-specific; zinc ion binding; RNA polymerase II transcription regulatory region sequence-specific DNA binding.
ACAUACCACAUAGUCACCUCGUGAACAUCAACAACAAACAUCUGCUCUUCAUCUCGAAGCAUCGUUCUUCUGACGCGGUCCGGAAUCCAAUGCACCUCUCAACGCAGUGACCUAUACCUUUGACAAAUUGGGUCCUGGCCAUCGGCCCUAAUCAAGUCCCUUAAUUGCAGGACCACUACGGACUCUUUUAUCUCAUAUUGCCCUCUUUUGGUCAACCGAGGAUAUGAAGAUCGAGCAUCUUGACGACGGACAUAGUGGAGAGUCAGAGGGAGAAGGAUCGAGGAGAGCAAAUGGCAGAGGACAUGAUGGAGAGGAUGGGCACCGGAAGAAAAGGACCAAGAGGUCAUCGGGCAAGGCGUGUGUAUAUUGUCGACGGAGUCAUAUGGUGUGCGAAGGAGGUAGGCCUUGUGAGAGAUGCAUCCGCAGAGAGAUUGCGCAUCUCUGUCGAGAUGUAUCUCCUCAAGCGCGAAGACCAUCCUCGCCUUCUCAAGAUCGGACUGUAUCCCCUCAGCAUCAACCUCCUGCUGAUACACCAUCGCAACAAAGUGAACCAGUCACAUCUCUACCAAACACACUCUACUCUGAUCCCAAUUUUCCUCCUGCAUGGCCUCUCCUACCAGAUACGGCCGGACCCGUCAGCUUUGGAACCCAGGCAAAUGGGAACACUGUAGAAAAGACGAGCAGUGGGCCCUACAGCGCUAGAAAUGAUGACAUGACAGAGUUUGGGGCCUUGACCAAAUUCAUGGGAGAUCUCGGGGCGCCUCAUGUACCUGGAGGAUUGCUCGACAUGCUGGCAUUCAUCUCUCGAGGCGGUAGUCUGAAUAAUAACAACACUUUCAGUGACGGAGCCUUGGAGGAGCCUAUCGAGACACCGCAAGUGGAGUCCGGACCAUCUACAGGCGUGACAUCACGUGAAACCUAUGCACCGUUCAACUUGCCUCGAUCGGAGCCGUUGUCGAGAUCAGGCAACAAUAGCGGGAAGGGCAAGGGCAAGGAGACGAAUACGCCUUUGGCUGGCAUAAGUAGAAUGGAGCGAUACUUCCUGGCCGCUGCAGAUCAACCAUCCGGUCCAAGAGCGUCUAGACUUGCUCAGGUCAUCAAGGCUAAAUACGACGCUGGGCUGCUAAAGCCGUAUGACUACAUCAAAGGAUACGAACGGAUGAACAAGUGGAUGGACUCUGGGCGUGCGGCACCUAAAGCGGACAGCGUGGCUGGCUCAGCGCCGAGCAGUCCGCAAAAGAAUGGAGGAUCGCGCAAUAGACCAUCCGUCACGCCCAUCCUGGGUCCAAAAUAUGGCAGCAGCAUAUCUGCUGAAUCCAGACGUCGUAUCUUGACCGCAUUGAAUGGUUUCAGACCAAAAUUCAGGCAAAUCGCUCAAACUCUGACGGAUGUUGAUCUUGUGUUUGUGGAAGAGGCAAUGGAGAGAUGGAUGCUGGAGUACGACAGGCUUUUCGCGUCGAUACACACACCUUCUUGCAUAUGGCGCCGGACAGGCGAGAUUCAGAAGGCCAAUCAAGAAUUUGCCAAUGUGACCGGCAUUCCAGCGAGCAUGUUCAGAGGCGGCCAGCUUUGCGUAUACGAGCUAAUGGAUGAGGAUUCUGCGGUACGGUACUGGGAAAGAUACGCGAAGAUUGCCUUUGAUUCGGGUCAACGAUCCCUUACCACCAGCUGUAUCCUCAAAAUUCCAGUGUCACUCACUCGGUCUCGUUGGGUUAGAUCCAGUGCGACUCCAUUAUCUCACAAUGGCAAGUUGGCAGCAUCGACCAAUGUAGACUUUGCUCUGCCUCAACCAAUGAUUAGCGAUCGGCCUGGUGGGGAUGUGGGGUCCGGGGUGGCAUCGGAUACGGGAAUUGAGGAUUACAGGUUGAUCAAGUGCUGUUUCAGCGUGACCAUCCGCCGCGAUGCCUGGGGUGUCCCUGUAGCCAUCAUGGGGCAAUGGAUCCCAAUAUGAAGUAUACAAUCCACACAGGCCACACAGUAUGAUACAUGCCCCAUCUACUGCUCAACCAGAUGUAUUCAGACAUGCAUUCAUUUGUCGUCCAG